UCAUAACUCAUAAGUCCGCGGCCUGACCCGCGCCAAUCUAGCGACCUCCACCAAUUCCUGAAAUACCCUCAGACCUGACACUGUAAUACAAGCAGCCGUUUCUUAACUCGCUCGGACCCAUCAGGUCACAUCCGUCAAAAAAAAAAAGAAAAAAGAAAGUAAUCUUGCAUGAAUUCGUUUUGGCUUCCCGCAAUCUGCCUUUACUCGGGACGGGCGGCGGUGCGGGCCCCCAGAACUCCCUCCUCUACGUCGUUGACCGCUUGUUGUUUAAAAUAGGACGACCGAGGACCUGGAGAGCUUACCCGCGAAGGCGAGUGGCGCGAGAAACCGAAGGCUGCCGGAGCAGCGGCGGCGUCGACAGCAAACUUCGGUGGUGCGGAUUCGCGCCACCGAAAGAGCGGCCUUCAGAGCGGGGCGACGCCUGCCGAGGGUGCUGACCGGAUGACCCACCGGACUGGAGACGGUUUUCACGCCUGAGCCUCAUCUGUUUGCCCCUUGACGUAAAAAUGAUGAUCAAGAGAGAGGACGGGAAGAAGGGGGAGAGGAAGGGUCGGUUCUUCGCCUGCUUCAGGCCGCACGCGGACGCCACGGAUCCACCUGCGCGGAAGGACACAGGUUCGGAGUCCGUCCUGGCGCUGAUUGCCGUGUCGAAGAAGGAGCUCAUCCCGGUGAUCGUCGAGCCGAAAGCCAAGCAGAAUAUGGAGACUCUGUCGCUGAAUUCCGAGUCGUCCAGACGAAAGAAGCCCUGCCGGUUUCUCGGACUCAAGAGGGCGAUUUUUUGCAAUGCAAAGGGAAGGAUUUGUGACGGGAAAGUCCAGCAAGACCCCCGACGGUCUUCGGAAAGUGCGAAGAUCUUCCUCGUUGAGCCAAUUCCGCCUGUAAAACCGCAGGAACAGGAGCGGAAACUAGGUGGCUCGCCCAUCCUGAAAUCCGAUUCAAACUGCCUGUCUCCAUCGUCUUCUUUUUCCCCCUUCUCCACCUCAAGUUCUGUUUUAAGCAGGUCAAAAAAGUCGAACUCCAUCUCGCGCCGGAAGACAGAUUUUGCAACGGUUGCCUCUGGUUCUCGGCACGGGAAGCAGGCAUCCUCUCCUCGAUCCGAAAGCGGGAAAGCUCCAAUUCCGGACGGGGAAAAAGGACCCGAGCCGGCGCUGGGUCCGAUCAUCGGACUAUUCUGCUUUCUAGCAUUCAGCCUCUCGGUGACGGUGAUCUGGGGGCGGAUCUACGCGAUCUUGUUUACGUUGAUCUGGUCGUGCUUCGUUGGCCGAAGGAGGGAGCUCAGCUCGCCUGAAAACAUCAAACGACCGGAGAGUCCGAUCGUUCCGCCGGAGCCAGACUCGAUCGAGUACCGGAAACGCGUCAUCAUGGAAGGUAUUUUGGAGAGGAGCCACCGCCACAGGGCUCCAAAGCGGGGCGGCUGAGUAACUCCAUACACGCAGGAGAUCCUUCUUGGAAUCGGAGCCAUGUCUCGGUGACACGUCUGCUCUGCUGCCUUUGAAGAUGGUGGAGGUAAAUUAAAACGCAUAGCAUCAGAGAGAAGGGACCUGCCCGAUCUCGUUUAUUUCCUGUCGACACGGUACAAACUAAACUACAAAAAGAGAUUAUAACCACCAGCGAAUUGCGGUGUGGUGGUUACUGGUUACUGCAAUGAAGUGGGUUUCCUUUUUCUAUGUAAAUGUAAAUGGAAAGAGAGCUGAGUUAACCUUUAAUUUGUUGUCCACUUGUGGUAGGACGUCAUUCUUGCUUC
This is a messenger RNA of Nymphaea colorata (pocket water lily), 1744 nucleotides long. RefSeq lists its product as uncharacterized. The record is from RefSeq and is a predicted model, not a curated record. The transcript has 3 exons. Lineage: Eukaryota; Viridiplantae; Streptophyta; Magnoliopsida; Nymphaeales; Nymphaeaceae. Bases 507 to 1418 code for a protein of 303 amino acids.